Molecule: messenger RNA, 489 nt
Organism: Necator americanus (New World hookworm)
Lineage: Eukaryota; Metazoa; Nematoda; Chromadorea; Rhabditida; Ancylostomatidae
Exons: 1
Coding region: 1-489 (162 amino acids)
Source: RefSeq, a predicted model, not a curated record
AUGCUGUCCGAAUUCAACGAAACAUGUGGAUGCUCACACAUGUCUUCAGCUGAAUCUUCAAAAGACGAUAUUCACGCUCAACGGAUGGGUCUCGGAUGCCCCAUUCACGCUCAACGGAACGAACAUAUCCGAAUGCACCAGCUAGGUUUAUCUGGGUCGAGAAUUGAACAUGAUAAACGACCUGACCCUCGAGCUGGACAAAAAGAGACGAGCGGCUGGGGAGCGUACAAGAGCAUCGAGGAUGUAGUGAAGAAGACCAGGAACACCCGGCUCCGUGCUCACCUCUUCAACACCACCGCACUUCUUGCUUUGACCUAUACUCCGGAAACCUUGGCAUUUCGCAAGCAGGAAGAAAACGCGGUGAGCGUCAUUGAACGCGCAACUGAGAGAGUGAUGUUAGGAGUAUCCCGUUUCACGCAAGUGAGGGACGGAAUUCGAAGUUCUCUCCUACGUCAGCGAUCGAAGGUUAGCGUUUGCCAAGGAAAGUAA